GGAAAACCAAAGAAUAACCAAAUCCCAACGGAAGCAAUCCUCCAAUCUGUGGCUUGUUGGGUUAUAAAACUCGCCAAUUCCAAUCCUUCUUUCCCUCCUCACGAGACAACAAGAUCUUCUCUAAUUCGGAGCGAUACACGCACAGGAGAACACAAGAAGGCCGAGGAUGGACGCAAGAACGGCGGGCCGCGAGUACGAAGACUUCGACCCAACCACAAACUGGGCGCUCGAAGACACUUCCGACACGCUCCUCAUCCAUCUGCCAGGUUUCAAAAAGGAGCAACUGAGGGUUCAAAUCUCAACGGCCGGCAAUUUGAGGGUCAUGGGAGAGCGUCUAGUUAGCGGUAACAAAUGGAGCCGAUUCCGCAAAGAAUUGCCUAUUUCAUCCAAUUACGAUUCAAACAAGAUUGGCGCAAAAUUUGACAACGGCAUUCUUCAUGUCAAAUUUCCGAAGAUUAUCGUUCCAGCCGAACCCCGUAAAGAGGCAAAACCAGCAGUCCAACCUACUAAGCCUCCUGAGCCCACGCCUACGGCAGAACCCCCAAAAACCGGUCAAAAACAGGAUACCAAGGAGCCACCGAAAGCAGAAAAAGCACCAGAAAAAGCGCCAGCAAAACCAACGGAGGAGGAGAAGAAACCGAAGAAAUCGACAGAGGAUGAGGAAAAACCCAAGGAAGUCAAAGAAGAGAGCAAGAAAGCAGAUGAAGCGAAAAUUAGACCGGAACAGGCUUUACAGCAGAAGAAGAGAGAAGAUUUGGCUGAAAAGAAAGCAACUGAAAAGGAUCAAAAGCGUGGCGAUACUGCAGACAUAGGCAAGAAGAUGGAAAAUGCUGGGGGUUCCAUCGCGAAGCUGAAGAAGCCAAGAUAUUUGCUGAACACCCUGGUGGCAGCUCUACUAAUUGUGGUGCUUGGCCUGUAUGUGAAAUAUGCACUCAGGUCUCUUGGAACAACCAAAUCUGACCCAGAACUUUAAGCUUGCAAAAACAAUUUGUUGCUCCACACUUCAUACAGCAUGAAAUGUAAUACUAAGUGUGACAAGUGAAUAAUGUAAUUUCUACAUAUAAUAAAUUCUUAACUGA
Messenger RNA from Syzygium oleosum, 1079 nucleotides. Its product is annotated as inactive protein RESTRICTED TEV MOVEMENT 2. The record is from RefSeq and is a predicted model, not a curated record. The transcript is spliced from 2 exons. NCBI's taxonomy places the organism in Eukaryota, Viridiplantae, Streptophyta, Magnoliopsida, Myrtales, Myrtaceae. The coding region runs from base 167 to 973 and encodes 268 amino acids.